Messenger RNA from Colletotrichum tamarilloi, 1542 nucleotides. RefSeq lists its product as uncharacterized. Lineage: Eukaryota; Fungi; Ascomycota; Sordariomycetes; Glomerellales; Glomerellaceae. Gene Ontology annotation, molecular function: transmembrane transporter activity. The record is from RefSeq and is a predicted model, not a curated record. The transcript is spliced from 4 exons. Bases 1 to 1542 code for a protein of 513 amino acids. Gene Ontology annotation, biological process: transmembrane transport. Gene Ontology annotation, cellular component: plasma membrane.
AUGGAAGGAACAUCGGAUUCGAAAGCUGCUCCUGAGGCUCCCAACAUAAUCCUACCAGAUAUGCCAGAGCCACAAGCUCAGAACCUUGCCUCGAAGGCCCCCAUACAGAAUCAUGAUCCUGAAGCUGUCCAUGCAGUGGACGCAGAAGCUCUCAUCAUCGAUUGGGACGGGCAAUGCGACCCUGAGCACCCCUUGAAUUGGUCAGAUGAAAAGAAGGGGCUGAACAUCGCCAUACUGUCUCUUCUCAGCGUAGUUACACCUCUGGGCUCCUCAAUGUUCGCGCCUGGCAUUCCCCUUAUCGUGGAAGAAUUUCACGAUGACAGCUCCGUUACUGCAACCUUUCUGCUCUCGAUCUACGUCCUCGGAUUCGCCCUUGGACCUCUGUUUGUAGCCCCGAUCAGCGAACUAUACGGCCGCAGAUACCUCUACAUCUUUGGGAAUAUCCUCUUCACAGGAUUCACAAUCGGGACAGCGCUGAGCAGUAGCAUCGGAAUGUUGCUUGUUUUUCGCCUCUUGAUGGGUCUAUCUGGCGUUGUUCCCCUCACUAUUGGGAGCGGAAGCAUCGCAGAUAUGAUGCCGCCCGAGAAGCGAGGUAGAGCCGUUUCAAUCUGGGCGCUGGGUCCCUUGUUGGGCCCAUGUGUUGGGCCGGUCGCCGGCGGUUAUCUCAUUCGCGCCGCUGGAUGGAGGUGGGUGUUUUGGCUUAUCAGUAUUCUAGCAGGACUAUUCAUACCAGUCUCAAUUCUUGUAUUACGGGAAACGUACCCCCCUGCUAUUCUAGAGCACAAAGCCAGCCGUCUUCGGAAGAAGACUGGAAACCAAGAGAUACGAAGCAGACUCGAACAACAGACCCGUAUGUCAGAGAAACUCCGUCUUGCCGCCAUGCGCCCGAUCAAGCUCUUGGUAGCCACUCCUGUGGUCACUCUCAACGCCCUCUACAUCGCUAUUUCUUACGGCAUCCUGUACCUCCUGGUAGCAACUUUCACUUUUGUCUACACAGAAUACUAUGGAUUUGACGAGGGUUCGAGCGGUCUCUCUUUCCUUCCCGCCGGCAUUGGCAUGGUCGUUGGCGUGAUCGGUUUUGGGCAGUUGACCGACUUGAUUGUGAAGCGGACGAAAGCCAGAGGCUUAGAGCACAAGCCCGAAGACCGAUUGAAACCAAUCAUGACUGUUCCUUGUGCGUUGGCUUUACCAUUCGGCUUGUUUCUCUACGGCUGGACGGUACAGAAUGGGGUCCACUGGAUUGUUCCGAUGUUGGGCGUCAUGGUUAUGUGUAUUGGAUUGAUGGGUAUAAUGACAUGUAUUCAAAACUAUCUCAUUGAUGCCUAUCCGCAAUAUGCCGCCUCAGUGACAGCGGCACUGACAAUUUUGAGGUCGCUCCUUGGUGCUCUAUUGCCCUUGUCUGGACUGGAAAUGUAUGACGCUUUGGGCCUGGGUUGGGGGAAUAGCUUGUUGGGGUUCAUUGCAUUGAGUCUUGUUCCAAUCCUGGUAUCAUUCUACGUCUUCGGGGAGCGCAUACGGGGCAGAUUCAACUCCAAGUUGUAA